Messenger RNA from Coccidioides posadasii C735 delta SOWgp, 1665 nucleotides. RefSeq lists its product as uncharacterized. The record is from RefSeq and is a predicted model, not a curated record. NCBI's taxonomy places the organism in Eukaryota, Fungi, Ascomycota, Eurotiomycetes, Onygenales, Onygenaceae.
AUGGAUACACCCGAUUUCCAUACCGGUGAGGCAACUCACUGCGACAAACCUGCCAGCUCAAACACAACCAAGCCAAGAAAAGCCCUUCUUAAUCAACUCAUCACACUCUCGGCCGCACAAGCAGAGGAGGAGGACAUGCGGGCGGUGCUACAAUACGCCCAGAAAAGAAGCAAAUUCUAUGGUCAAUUUUACCGCCGACGGGAGGAGAUCCAGCAGCUAGUAGCCUUCCACUGUGGGUUGACAGAUCCUAGCUCGGUACGAGUGCCGGAACUGUUCAAUGGAACAGAACUUGUAUGGCCACAUGGAACCUUUAACAUGUGCAUUCCCAUAUGCAUCGACAGUGCUCGAUCCGAUGAUGCUGGAAGACCGCUAUCAUCCAAGUUAGGAUUUCGCGUGCCUCUACCAUAUAAGCUUGGUGAGGAACCAUUCCCAGGGAACGUUGAGGAGAAGGUGCGGUCUGAGGCUGCAACAUAUAUCUGGAUUGGUGAAAACUGCCCGGAUGUGCCAAUCCCAGCACUACGAGGGUUUGGACUACCUGGUGGCCUUACUUUCAGUGAACCCAGAUCUGUUCCAUUCUGGCAGAGGAUCAAGGUUUUCAUCUGGAGCUUCGCCCGUCGUUUGUAUUACGGCUCGGGUUCUCAUGCUAGUGGAUAUGUUCCAUGCAAAAGAAGAGAGAUCCUGGAUCAUGGCUAUCUUUUGAUGGAUUGGAUUGAGAAUGAUGAUCUGCAAAUGCUGUCUACCAAAUUCUCCAAGCCACACACGGUUAUGCAGGUCGAGAACCUUUAUCGAGGCAUGUCACAAAUUAUGAUUUCCAUGGCUAGAGUCUCACAACCUCGAAUCGGCUCCUGGACCAUUGAUAACAGGGGUCAGAUCACUCUAACCAAUCGCCCCAUGCUCUGCCAUCUUCACCAGUUAGAGAACUGGUCAAUUCCGAGUGAUAUUCCACGGAGCAGGACCUACACGAGUGCUGAUAGUUUCUAUCUUGAUUUGCUUGCUGGUCAUGAUAACCGUCUGCGGUACCAGGGAAACGCUGCAACAUCCGAGAUCGAUGCACGUGGACAGGCGACUGACCUUGUGCUUAUGAGGGCACUGCUCCAUCAAUUCACCAAUCGGCACCUUCGUGAUGGUCCCUUCAUCAUGCAGUUAACCGACAUGCAUGAUAGCAACAUCCUGGUGGACAAGGACUGGAACAUCAAAUAUGUCAUUGAUCUUGAAUGGGCAUGUUCUCUCCCGUUGGAUGCCCUUCUGCCGCCGUUUUGGUUAACUGGAAAGACAGUUGAUUGUCUGCACGGGGAUGAGUAUACUCGUUUCAAGGCUCAAUACAGCAAGUUUGUGGAGAUAUUCGAGCAAGAAGAGAGGAGUACAGUGCUGCAUCAGGAUGGAAAUUUCUACUCCCGGGGGGCAACCAUGAGGACGGCUCUAGACGACGGUCGAUAUUGGUAUUUGAAUGCUCUGCAGUCCCCGAAGGGUCUGUUCAACAUCUUCCGGAGGCAUCUUCAAGCACGGUUUGAUAAGGUGUCUGACAAUGUACUCUGCGCAGGAGUAUCCCCAUUCUGGACACCAGGAAUGACUUCAUUCGUACAGUCAAAGCUGGAUGACCAUACACGGUAUCUCCAAGAGGUUGUUGGUGUUUUUACUAGUGAAAAGAGCGGUAGACCAUACUAG